CCAGCGGAGGAUGGAGAGUCGUCUGAGGGACCGGGAGGUGGAGGCUGAGCAGCAGAGACGAAGCCUGGACGGUCUGGAGCAGAUGGUGGUACAGCAGAGGGAGAGGACGGACAAGGAAGGGAAACAGCUGAUGCAGCUGGAGGAGCAGAGCAAAGCUCAAGUACUCAAACUUUCAGCUGAAGUAUCAUUGCUCCAGUCAAGACUGAACGUCAGUGAGCAUGUAGUGGAAGACCUAAGGAGAAAGAACACAGCUCUGGCUGCAGAGCUGCCAUUCCUGCAGACGAGACUGAGGGCGAGUGAGAGCACGGUAGAGCAGCUGAGGAGGAAGAGCGCAGUUCUAGCAGUGCGACUAUGCAACAGUGAGGCUCUAAUGGAGGAGCUGAGGAUGCAGAUCUCAGCGUUUCCAGCUUCCAACAGUUCGUCUUGGUCAGAAGCGACAGAGCUGGAGACUCGACUGAACAUCAUCCUAAAGCAGCUGAACAGUGAAGCUCUGCACAGUCGGCUGGACUCUCUGGAGGCAAAACUGAACUCGUUGGCUGCUGCUCUGGGUCGGACGGAUCAACUGUUUUCUCGGAUGAAGGAUGCAGAGAAACAACUGGACCACGUCCCAGCUGAGAUCACAGCUCUGAGCAGCAGACUUGGUGCUGCUGAACGGCACCUAGAGGAGCUGCAGGCACGAAGCACAGAUGAAACUUCAGAACUGAUGAACCUGGAGGAGAAGCUGAACUCAAGCCAGAGUCUGCAGAGGAGCAUGAACACAGAGCUGCUGAACAGACUGAGAGUCACUGAGAAACACUGGGAGGCUGCACACAGACAGAACACAGACCAGUCUGUUCAACUGUCUUCAAUGGAGUCCAGGCUGUCAGACAGCAGCAGCAACACUACAGCUCUGGAGCUCAGAGUAAGAGUCAGUGAGAAGCAUCUGGACGAUUUGCAGACCAACAACACAGAGCUGAUGCGCAAACUCCGAGUCAAUGAGAAACACAUGGAAGAAUUGAGAGGAGAAAACACAGGUCAGAGCUUCACACUGAUGGACCUGCAGAGGAAUCUGAACACAACCGAACGUCUACUAAACAUAAUCAACACAGAGCUGGAGAACCUGAAGACUGAAAACACAGGUUUUUAUUAUUUCAACUCAAACAUUUGUCGGUUGUACAGACUGAAUCCAUGUGAGUCUGGUUCUGGUUUUCUUGUUUCAGUUCAGUUUGGUCAGAUUUCUUUGUUGGAGUCCAGACUCUUGGGGAACAUUUCAGGAUGUGAAGUGCAGCUGGUGGCCGUCGGCCUCAGACUGCACGAAGCUGGGGAGCAAGUGGACGAGCUGAGGUCACAGAACACAGCCACAGCUGCUGAACUGGGCACUGUCUCUGAGCAACUGACGAUGAAUCGGAGGGAAAUUGAAGGUAACAGAACAUGUUUCUUACACAGUAUAAAGGAAUGUUUCUUUAUUAAGUAUUCCCUCUCAGAGCUGCAGCUGCGUGUUACGGAUGGUGAGGCCGCAGUGACCAAGCUGAUGCAGGAGAACAAAGCACAGUCACUUCUGCUGACAGAGGUCAACUCCACACUGAAACUGGUGGGAUCAAAAUCACAGGCGAGUCAUAGUUCUUUUUGUUUGGCUCAGUCCUGUAACCAUGUUGGUUGCUAUAGAAACCCUUUUCUCUCUGCAGAGCUGGAGAACAGACUGAGACUCGGGGAGACACAGCUGGACCGCCUAAAACACAGGAAGAGCUGCUAUGAGUGCCCGACUGGAUGAGAGCAACACUCGUCUGCAGCUGAUCACGAAGACCACACAGGUUUGAUUUUCAUCUUUCUUAAAACAUGAAUGGUUCACAUCGAGCGCUAAACUGUGACAUCAUCUGCUAGAUAAGUU
Messenger RNA from Betta splendens (Siamese fighting fish), 1867 nucleotides. RefSeq lists its product as uncharacterized. The record is from RefSeq and is a predicted model, not a curated record. The transcript has 19 exons. NCBI's taxonomy places the organism in Eukaryota, Metazoa, Chordata, Actinopteri, Anabantiformes, Osphronemidae. Bases 11 to 1750 code for a protein of 579 amino acids.